This is a messenger RNA of Melitaea cinxia (Glanville fritillary), 2150 nucleotides long. RefSeq names its product ankyrin repeat domain-containing protein 13D. NCBI's taxonomy places the organism in Eukaryota, Metazoa, Arthropoda, Insecta, Lepidoptera, Nymphalidae. Gene Ontology annotation, cellular component: cytoplasm. The transcript is spliced from 12 exons. Gene Ontology annotation, molecular function: protein binding. The coding region runs from base 97 to 1935 and encodes 612 amino acids. The record is from RefSeq and is a predicted model, not a curated record.
UGAUUUUAUAAAUUUACAAUGAAUUUAGUUGUAGUGACGUGUAAAAGAAAAUAUUAAAAGUGUUAUUUGCUUGCAAAAAAUAAAUGUGGUGACAAAAUGCCUCUAACAUCAGAAGAAAUCGCCAACCGCUAUCCCAUUCAUUGGCUUGUUUGGAACAACAAGCACGAAGAAUUAGCGGAGGCCUUACAAAACAAUAAGUUUACGUCAGAAGAUAUAGAAAAACGUGAUCCUCGUGGUAGGACGCCUCUUCUGUUAGCUGUAACAUUAGGAUACAUAGAGGUUGUACAGGCACUUAUCAAUGCUGACGCUGAUGUUAACUGCGAAAAAGAUGGAUGGACAGCUGUACAAGAAGCAACGGCGACAGGUAACUCUGAGCUGCUAUCCCUGGUGUUGUCUCGUCGUGACUAUCAGAGGCACGUAGUCCGAUCCAGUGGGAUACCUGAUCUGCUGAAUAAACUCAGUCUAGCACCAGACUUCUAUGUUGAAAUGAAAUGGGAGUUUACUAGCUGGGUGCCGCUAGUUUCACGAAUGUGUCCAUUCGAUACGUACAAAGUAUAUAAACGCGGUGCAAAUGUACGCGUCGAUACAACUCUAGUUGGAUUUGAGAAUAAUCGGUGGCAGAGAGGAGACCGAACUUAUAUAUUUAGAGGACAAGGCCGCGCCGCCAGCCUGGUGGAGCUGGACCACGAGGCGGGCACGGUGUGGCGCGAGGAGCUGCGCGCCGCGCCGCGCGCCGGCCCGCCGCCCGCGCGCCGCCUGCUGGCGCAGCGCCUGGCCGCGCCCGUCGCGCUCACUUACCUCGACACCGACAAGAUCUGCUUCGAGAGAAACAAGUGCGGUAUAUGGGGCUGGCGGCAGGACAAAAGCGAGGUGGUGAACGGGUACGAGUGCAAAGUAUUCGGAGCCAACAAUGUCGAGCUGGUCUCCAAGACUCGUACUGAACACCUGCCUCGGGGGGAGCGCCGGGCUCAUACACCUCGGGCGCCUCUGGCUGGUCUACUGGCUCUGGCUGAUAGUGACGAUGCUCCUUCCAAUCAUUCCCUCCCCUCCACACCCGACGAACCGCUGCUUACUCCCGACAGGGAGGAACCGCCUAAACGAAGCAAUUCAAGAGAAGAACUCCGACCAGUGACGUGGCAGGAGUAUUUCUCAGACGAACCGCUGGAGAGAGACAUCGGUCGGCUUAGAGAGAUAUCCACCAAGGUGCAGAAGUUCAAAGCGACGUUAUGGCUGUGUGAAGAUUAUCCUUUACAGCUUCAGGAACAGAUAAUGCCUAUCUUAGAUUUGAUGGCUGCAAUAUCAUCUCCACACUUUGCGAAACUAAAAGACUUCAUCCAAAUGCAGUUACCGGCAGGUUUUCCUGUAAAAAUAGAGAUCCCGCUGUUCCACGUGCUGAACGCGCGCAUCACGUUCGGCAACAUCUUCGCGACGGAGACGGCCGUGCCGCACGUGCAGAGCGUGCAGGCGGGCGCGCUGGCCUGCGUGCUGGACGACGCGUGCUUCGCCGUGCCGCGCGCCUACCGCGACGCGCUGGCCGACGGCGCGCGCGCGCCGCCCUGCGACGACGAGCUGCUGCACUACGCCAUCCAGCAGAGCCUCAUGGAGGCCGGCUCGCACGACGACCAGGUGGACGUGUGGGAGGCGCUCCGCGGCGCGCGCAGCUCGUCGCCCGCGCCGCCGCGCGCGCUGCUGGCGCACGAGGACGCGCACCUGCAGCGAGCGAUAGAGGCGUCGCUGGCCGACGCGCGCGACAGCGAGCACGAGCAGAGCGCAGAGCAUCAGAGAGCGGAGCAGAGCACAGACGAGCAGGACGACGCCGAGCUGGCGGCCGCGCUCGCGCUGUCGCUGCGGGAGCACGCGGCCCGCGACCGCGCGCUGGCGGACGAGCAGCGCGCGCUGGACGAGGCGCUGCGGCUGUCGCUGCUCGACCACUGAACGGAUCUCAAAACUGAAACGUCCACCAAAAGACUUAACGCCUAAGAGUACGACUGACGACGCGACAAUCGCAACCAUCCAAAGACGUCACGCCACGACCGCAAUCGGUUCGUUCUAGUAUAGUUAGUGUUUAAUGCUGUGCGAGAUUAUUACUUUAUAAAAAUUGUAUAUGGACUGAAUGUUUACCAUGUUUAAAAUGUAACAAAAUUUUAAUG